AACAUGAUAAGGAUAUUAUCUAUGGACAUUAUUAAUAUUAUUAAAUUGAUAAAUCACUUGGUUCAAUAAUUGAUAAGCAUACCUACUAAAAAAUUAUAAAUAUCGAAAUAUAUUCGAAGUAAUCAAAAUCAAGUAGACAAUAAUUAAAUUACUCUGUUUACUGAUUAAGAUAUAAUAAAUUAAUUAAUAUUCAGUAAUACCAUAGAAAGAGAAUAGUACUUCUUCCUUUUAAUCACCUACAUAAAAAUGGCUUCAGCCCAAGUGUCGAAAGGAAGUUUCCAACCAGUAAGUUUUCAAUUUAAUUUUAUUAUUUGUUCAUUGUGUAUUUUUUACAUGCAUCCAUAGAUGGCUACCUAUGUCAAAAUAAUUUAUUAUAAUAUGGUUUAUACUAUUACUUAAGUAAUCGUGGAAUUUAAAUUCUGAGAAAACAGUGGUUUUUAUCAUCUGAAAAUAUGUUUUGGUAUAAUAUGAUUUAACUAGUUUCAUAUUAGAUUAGGGUUACCAUACAUCACAGUACACCGGGACAUGUUACCAGUUUAUGACUUUGGACCCCGUUGUCCCAUUACACUCUCCAAAAAUCCCAGUUAGUGUAAUUAAAAUAAGCACCAAUAAUUAUAAAUUAUAUUUUAAAAUUUGUGUUAUAAAAACCUUUAAUUUCACGUCGGACACUCUACUUAUUCUAUUAAAAGAUUAUCUUUACUGAUAAUAAUCAUUGAACUGUAUUAUUAUGGUGAAGAUGGGAAUACAAAAAACACAUGCCAAAUGGUGUUGCAUUUCCAUCAAAAAAUUGAUAUAUUCGAAAGAAGCGUAAUUUAAUUUUGAUGUGUUAAUACUUAUUUGCCAUUCCUGGUCAUAACGCCAAUGUUGAGAGGAUUUUUUCACUGAUAAUAGCCUCCGGUAAACCAAAGAACAUAACUGUCUUCAAGUAGAAAUUGUGGAAAGUAUCAUUCAAUGCAAAUUUUAUUUCAAAAUGACUUGUUUGUAAUUUCAUACGUAUGUCAUGAGAAAACCAGAGCUAUUAAAAUAGGGGAAAACGUCAGAAAAGUAUAAAAUUUCAAUUAAUUAAUCAAAUUUAUCAUUUAUUUAACUUACAUAAGCAGCACUUAACCCCCCCCCUGUAUUUGUGUUUGUGAUGUAAGAAUAGAUAUUUAAACUUAAAAUUCAAAAUAUGGUAUAAAUGUAAAAUAAGUAUGUAACCUUAUAUACGGUAUACACUAAAUUCAAUGCUAUUAUUAUUUUAUUAUUUUGUUCUACAUAUAUAUAUAUAUAUAUAUUACAUUGUGUUCUAAAUUGUAUAAUUAAAAAAAAAAGGUUGAAAUUGUUUUGUAAAUGUCCUGCUUAAUACUGAACUUUUAUGGCAACUCUAUAUUAGUUAGCAGAUAGGGAAAUUUUUAAUAUUCUAAUUUAAAUACAGUUGAUAUUUUAAGGGAUUUUGUUUUUAAUUUCUUGAUUUAAUACCCUUAAAAUUACAACAAACUACAAGAAUCAUGGCUAAACUUUUUUGUAUAAAUACGUAUCUCAAAUAAAAUAGUCGCGCAUUAUAAUAUAUUAUUCAAAAAUUCUUUGACCUUUUAGAUAUUUAUAUUAUAGGCUUAUAGUUUGUUAUGUUUAUAUUGAUUUAUAGGAUUCAGAUGUUCACAUCACAUUUGAAGAUCAACAAAAAAUCAAUAAAUUUGCAAGACUUAAUGCUCGUGUUGAAGAAUAUAGAGAUGAAUUGAAAACUAAACAAGUAAGUUUGAAUUUAAAUUAUUAUCCAUAUUGCUAUGCCACAACUAAUUAUUUAAGUCCCUUAGCGCAAGUAAAAUUGUGAUGGUCCUACAGUCACUAUAUCACAUAACGUUAAUCAAAAUGUAACGCUUUACACAUAAUAUUUCGGUCUGUUUGCCUGGUACUUCUACUAGUUUUCACAAUGUUAUAUUAUUUUAUAUUUAAAAAGUGUUUUGAAAAAAUUAAAUAAAAUAUCUUGACAUUGAUGUUCAUUUUAGAUAUUUAGUGUAGCGAAGAAGUUACACUUGUUUUUUCUCAACUUUUUCAUUUAGAGCCUUAAAAAUUACAGAUUUGAUAUCCAUAGCGUUUACGCUAUCUGAUUAUUUUGUUUACUUUUCAGAAUUUUCAACCAGCCCUUUUUUUUUGUUUUUGUUUAUACAAGUUUAUUUCAUAGAUAUUAUUGUAUUGCAAAAAAAUAUAAUAGCUUGAUUAUAGACAUAUAAUAAAAAGUAAAUUAAUACUAAGUAUAAUACUAUUAAUACUAGUACUAUAUUUUUUUAAAACCAUUGUUAUUUUUUCGGAAUAUUACAUUCUAGAUUUUUCAGUCCAUGAUUUUAUGUUUCGAAUUUGUAUACCUCUUUCAUUAUAUUAUAUACUACUAGUAGAUAUUAUGUAUAGAAACAUAAACCUACAAUGAUUUAUCUUAAAAGGAUACUAUUAUUAGUUAUUUUACUCAGUGCUCAAAUGAGGGAAAUUAAAGAAGAGGGAUUAUAAGACUUCAUAAUUAAUCUUAACUUAAUUUGUGGGGAGCUUUGCCUCUAACACCAAUUUAAGAUUCUGAGCAUUUAUUUUUCUUUUAUCUGUGAACUAUUUUCUAACCAGAAAUAAAUUACUAAUAAAAUACUUCGAUUUUUAAGUGUAGCACUUAUCUAAAAAUAAUUUUUAUCUGGGUGCUAUCUAAGUAAGUUAUUUUUUGAUUAAUCAAGCAGUCUUCAUAAUAAUUGAUUAAAUUUACUUAAUGUAUUCUUUUAAAUAUUUAAAAAACAUUUGAGCCAUUCAUAGAUAUUUAAGUUUGUUUUUUUACGUAAUUUUUAUAUGGUAGGUACUCUAUUUUUAAAAUUGUUAGACCAAACAGAAAUGCUUGAAAAUUUAACUGGAGUUUCAUUAUAAAUUGUACUUUCUAGUAAAAAAAAAAUCAAAUGUAAUGUUAAUUUUUUUUAACCAAAUUAUGCUCAGAAUAUUUUUCAUUUUUCAAUGAUUAAUUGUUGAGUAUAUAAAUUAAAUUCACCUCUGUUCAAAAUAUGUCCAUAUUUUUAAAUAUAAUUCAUGAUUUCUGAAAACACACUCAUAACAUUACCUGAUAUAGGCCAAAUUUUUUUUUAAACGUGUUUGGUCAAUUUAAUUUGUUUAGACAACAUUAAAGAAUCUAGAAGAUGCUUCUGAAGAAUUAUUAUUAUUAGAUGAAGAUGAUUGUCCAAAUCUGCCAUACCUAUCUGGGGAAACUUUUGUAUAUUAUAAUUUAGAAACUGCACAGGUAUAUUUAUUAACUCAAUUUUAAUAUUCUAUAUUACGAUCAUUUCUGUAAUACAAUUAUCAUUGCUUAGAAUAAUCUAGAACAACUCAAAAAAACUGUUGGAAAGGAGAUGAAGGAUAUAGAAACAAAAAUCAAGGACACUACAUCCACAAUGAGUGACCUGAAAACUCAUUUGUAUGCUAAAUUUGGUAAUAAUAUAAAUUUAGAAGCUGAAGAUUAAAAACAUAUAUUUUUCAAUAUAUUAUAAAUUACAUUACAAUUUUGUACUAAUAAUUUAACCUCAAUAAAAUAUUUAAAAAAAGUUUUAUAUAUAUAAUAAAAAAUCGUAAUAUAGCCUUAAUUUAAAGUAAUAAAAUAUAUUAAUGAAUAAUGACACUUAAAAUAUAAAUUAAUAUAUUUUAAACUUAUGAAGUUAAUAAAAAUAAAAAUUAAUUAACAAUAAUAUACUAUGUACAAACAUUUUUUUUUCUUUAUGUUUAUUAUAGUACAUCAAAUUGAACAAAAAAUGAAACCAUUAAUACCUUUAACAUUAAUAUAAUGUAUUUUGGUCGUAAUAAUCAUUUCAUAAUUUUAUCCAGCUUCUUAGUCCUUGUCAGAUUUUUUGAAUUCAAAAUUAAUGCUCAAGUAUUCUUAAGUGCAUUAAAAAUAUUCGGAAUUUAUGCUUGUCUGAAUUGUUUUCUAACAUCUUAUCACACAACAAUGAAAAAUUUAAUAAAACAGCCAUUCAAAUUUAUUUGCUAUUCUUGUUUAAUGGUUGUGAUCUACCGAUAACAUUAAUGGUGUUACUGUUCCACAUACUAAACAGACCAAUUGUAAGGGUUUAAAAGUAUCACUGCCACUUCUUGAUGCUUUAACCAUCAGCUCGGGAAGAACAUGUACAGUAGCAACAUAUAAAAAUGUCCCAGCACUGAACAACAUUGCAGCUCCAGUAGCAUUUGUGGAUGAUAAUGUUUUUUUACCUUCCUAAAAUAUAUGAUAGCAUAAUAACUAUUAUAAUAAUUAUAUAAAAAAGUUAAAUACCUGUCCAAUGCAAAAGAAUGUGACUAAUGCACCAAUGGGUGCUGAUACUGAAAAUGCUAACAGAUGUUUACGUAUUCUUUUUUUGUCAAGUCCAUGAUGUAAUAAAAUUGUGACUAAACCAAAGGCAGAUGGUGCUUUAUGUAACAUAAUCGCAACAAAAACUAUCAUUUCGACUUCCUUAUGAGAAGAAGCAGCUGCAGCACCUAAGGCGAUACCAUCAGCAGCUGCAUGAACGAUUAGUCCUAGAGUAGCAGUCAUGCUACCUGCCUUACGAUUAGCUAAACCAGCUUCUACAUCUUAAAAAAUAAAAUAUUUGUAUUCUGUAUUAACUGUAUUUUCAAAAUCGAAAAAUAUACUCAAUUUAGGUAGUUUGUAUUAGAAUAUUAAGAUACUUGCCUUUAAUAUAUUUUGUUGAAAGCUGAUCUAUUAGCAACAUCAAUGUAAAUCCAAGUACUAAUGUAACUCCUAUUACUGAAUGAAAAUUUACAUGACUAAAGUCUACUUCAACUGUUACAUUGUCAGCAGCUAUAAAAAAUGUUUGAUGUACAAAAUGUGUUCACAUUAUUAUAAACUCUAGGUAUAAACAAUUUUGAAUAAUAAUGAAAUAAUUUCACUAAAAAGAUAAGUAAUAAUAUGUAAACACCCAUUUUUUUAUGUAAAUGUAUAUUUUAUGUUUAUUAAUAAACAAACUUUUAUGUGGUACAACAGUUGAGUAAAGGGAAUGUAUUCCUUCAGGUAUUAUCACAGCUAAUGCAGUGCCAACUAAAAGACCAGCUCCAAAUAACGAUAUAAGUUCUAAUUUGGCCUACAAAAUAAAUAUGUUAGUAUAGUAAUAACUCAUAUAAAUUUGUGACUUACUUCAGACAUGGGCAUUACUAAUGGAACAUUGCCCGCUAUGUAACUAGCCACUAACAUUAGAAUCGACAACAAUAUGAGAAACGUCGAUUCAUCCAUUGUAAAUUUAAAAAAAAAAUAAGUGUAUAUCAGUAAAAAAUAUAUUUAAAAUUAAGUAGACAUUGGCAAUGUGAACGUAACAUGUAUUUUUUUGAAGGCAUCUAAAAUAUGUGUCUAAUGUCUAUUCAACUUAGUUUAUUUGGAUUAACGGUAAUGAGCAAACAGUUAUUUUUUGGUAGGAACGUGACAAAAAAAAAAAAAAUAAAUAAAAAUUACGGUAUACGGUACGAGGUCAUGUUGACAGGAGCAAAAAAAUAUUUAGAAUGUUCCAUACUUCUGUCUGUACAGCAGUCGAAUAGCGAUUACUUGUUACGUUUCAAAGAUUCUGAAUAACGUUACAGUCGUGUCGUGAUUCGCAUAAUCACUAAUUUGUGGUCGCAGUUACUAUCACUAUUAUCAGUUAUCUUGUGUUGAUAAUGGUAACGAAAAUAAAAACAAGCACAGCGGUUAAGGGGUUACGGGCUUGCACACGGUUGGUGGUACUGCGAAGAUGACGGUUUUCCCCACCGCGC
Cinara cedri is the source of this 5727-nucleotide messenger RNA. The record is from the annotation of a GenBank genome assembly. Lineage: Eukaryota; Metazoa; Arthropoda; Insecta; Hemiptera; Aphididae.